UGUUAGUAAAAGCAGCCAAUGGGAGGAGAGAAACCCAAAAGCCACGGAUAGCGAUCCGCGUAGUCUUCCCAAAAUAAAUCUCCACCACCCAUUCAAACGCCAAUAGUAAAUCUAACGUCCGCCAUUUUCCGCCUAAACUCUCCCGCCGAGCAAAACAAAUUUCAAAACCAAUCGUCCGCAUAAAAUACCAACGACCCCCUAAUCCUCACCACAGCAUCCUGUGAUCCCUCGUUUUCCUCAUUCCAAUUCCAUCAACGCUGCAAAACUCUAUCCUACGCUUUCACGUGUAGUGUCUUAGAUGGCUCGCACGAAGCAAACGGCCAGAAAAUCCACCGGCGGUAAGGCUCCGCGGAAGCAGCUGGCUACGAAGGCCGCUAGGAAGUCAGCGCCUGCGACCGGUGGCGUGAAGAAGCCCCACAGGUUCAGACCAGGGACGGUGGCUCUUAGAGAGAUCCGAAGGUACCAGAAGAGCACGGAGCUGCUAAUUCGGAAGCUGCCGUUUCAGAGGCUUGUUCGUGAGAUCGCGCAGGACUUCAAGACGGAUCUGAGGUUCCAGAGCGGCGCCGUGGCCGCAUUGCAGGAGGCUGCGGAGGCUUAUUUGGUUGGUGUGUUCGAGGACACGAAUCUGUGUGCGAUCCACGCAAAGAGGGUGACGAUCAUGCCCAAGGACAUUCAACUUGCCAGAAGGAUUAGGGGCGAGAGGGCUUGAUGAGAUUUACAGUGUUCAAUUUUCAUUUUAUCUUUAUAGUAUGUCCAUGGUGCUAGUGUUCUGCUUCUCACUGAUAUCUUGAUGGAAGUUUUGGUUGUUUUAUUGUUCAUUGUUCGAAAAAGAAAAUGUAGUGUUUUGAAGAUAA
Molecule: messenger RNA, 854 nt
Organism: Malania oleifera
Lineage: Eukaryota; Viridiplantae; Streptophyta; Magnoliopsida; Santalales; Ximeniaceae
Product: histone H3.2
Exons: 1
Coding region: 299-709 (136 amino acids)
Cellular component (GO): nucleosome
Molecular function (GO): structural constituent of chromatin; protein heterodimerization activity; DNA binding
Source: RefSeq, a predicted model, not a curated record